Molecule: messenger RNA, 1316 nt
Organism: Diabrotica balteata
Lineage: Eukaryota; Metazoa; Arthropoda; Insecta; Coleoptera; Chrysomelidae
Source: the annotation of a GenBank genome assembly
CUAACUUCAGACUGGUAUUACGUAAAUUGUCAAAAAAUUGUAUAUUUUUCCUUAGUAGCUUCCUAAAAGUGCUUAAAUCCUAUCAAACUAGCUUUUUAUCACCUAAAUACUUCAUGUUACAUUAAUCUAGGGACACACAAUUAUUUUCACAUAACCUAUCUGCAUAGUUUUUGACAUCACCUUUUAGGCAACAUGGCUGCAACAAUAGGACGAAUUUGUGGAGCUGGUCUUUUAAAACCAACAAACUUAUCCUCUGUUGGCCAGUUAAGUUCGUAUUCCACAACAAAGGAAUGGACCCGUGGAAGAAAAGCACUUUUGGGAAGCUUAGGGCUUAUUGCUGGUGGUACUGGAGCCUUGCUGUUUGCUUUGGACCAAUCAGUUAAAGCAUCUGAUCUAGAAUUGCAUCCUCCAAAGAAUGUUUGGAGUCAUUCUGGGACUUUCAGUUCCUUGGAUCAUGCUAGUGUAAGAAGAGGUUACGAAGUAUACAAACAAGUAUGUGCCGCCUGCCACUCAAUGCGCUUCAUAGCUUACCGUAAUUUAGUUGGAGUUACCCACACUGAAGCCGAAGCCAAAGCUGAAGCUGAAGAACAAAUGAUUGAAGAUGGCCCUGAUGACACGGGUAACUACUUCAAAAGACCAGGAAAGUUAUCUGACUACUUCCCCAGUCCAUAUCCCAAUGAAGAAGCAGCCCGUGCUGCCAAUAACGGUUCAUACCCUCCAGAUUUGAGUUAUAUUGUAUCUGCCAGACAUGGAGGUGAAGAUUACAUAUUUGCCCUUUUAACGGGUUAUUGCGACGCUCCAGCGGGCGUUGUCCUCAGAGACGGACAAUACUUCAACCCCUACUUCCCCGGUGGUGCCAUUUCGAUGGCACAAGCUCUGUAUAACGAAACCAUAGAAUACACUGACGGAACUCCAGCAACUGCCAGUCAACUCGCCAAAGAUGUCGCUGUAUUCCUAAAAUGGACGUCAGAACCAGAGCACGAUGACAGAAAGAAAAUGUUGAUCAAAGUGAUCGGCAUCUUCUCUAUCCUUAUUGGUAUCACUUAUUAUAUUAAGAAACUUAAAUUUUCUUCAUUGAAAUCGAGAAAGAUUGAAUUUAGGCCCAAGAGUAAAUAAAUAAGUAUUGUAGAAGAAUUUUAAACAAGGUUUAGCGUGACUACCAUAGUUAUUAUUAUCUUAAGGUCUAAUUUUAUUGUACAUAUUUACGAUUUUCCAACUGACUGGGGUUUGCAUUUGCCACCUUGGUUUAUUUAUUUUUUCCAGGCUUUAUUAUUACUGUGUCACGUUAUGUUUCAAUAAAAAAACAAUAAUAAAUA